This is a messenger RNA of Brachypodium distachyon (stiff brome), 1075 nucleotides long. RefSeq names its product probable calcium-binding protein CML21. Bases 249 to 809 code for a protein of 186 amino acids. The record is from RefSeq and is a predicted model, not a curated record. Gene Ontology annotation, molecular function: calcium ion binding. The transcript has a single exon. NCBI's taxonomy places the organism in Eukaryota, Viridiplantae, Streptophyta, Magnoliopsida, Poales, Poaceae.
CCAGACGCAUGUUCCAGACGGAUUGCCGCGAAACACCCCCGGCCGUCCUGCCAUCUUCAUUCAUCGCCUCGAUCGUCAGUCUCCCCGACACCGACACCGAAGGCGACCCUCCCCGUAUAUAUAUUUGGCCUGCCAACGUUGGCUGUGUAAUUAAGACACCGUCGACCCUGAAGCUGAUUGAAAUCCCAGUGCAAGAGAGACGUCGUACUCGUACGUAGUGUAGUUUGAGUGUUGGUGUGCCGCACACCAUGGUUGCGUCGGCGUCGUCUCUCCUGAUCGCGCUCGUCAAGAACGCCCUCCUCGCCGCCCGCGCCGUCGUCGCCACCCUCCUCGACGGCGACCACUGCCGCAGCCUCGACGAGGACAGCGGCGCGCACCAUCCCUUGCAGCAUUGCCCGCAAUGCGCCGCAAAAUAUGACGAGGAAGGCCGGCUGCUGUCGGGGCCUGACGUGGCGGCGGUCAUGGCGUGCCUCGGCAUGACGCUGACGACGACGGCAGCCGGAGCAGCAACGGUGUGUGGGGGGUGCGAGGCGAUGGGGGUGGUGGAGGAAGUGGCGUGGGGGGCGAAGGAGGCGGGGGAGGAGGAGCUGAAGGAGGCGUUCGCGGUGUUCGACCGCGACGGGGACGGCUUCGUGUCGCCGGCCGAGCUCUGGGGCGUGCUCCGGAGGCUCCGGAUGCCCGAGGGCGCCCGCUACGAGGACUGCGUCAGGAUGCUGGACGCUGCGGCCGGCUGCCAUGGUGAUGCCGGGGGCGGCAGCGGCAGGGUCGGGUUCCGCGAGUUCAAGGCCAUGAUGGACAACGCGGUCUAGCUAGCUAUAGUUAAAGAUCCGGCCGGCCGAUCGAUCGAUCGCGAUCUUGCUCGUGCAUCUGUUGUUAAUUAAUUUCCGGUUAAUUUGCCUUUGCCUAUAGUUAGCUAUCUACUCCUCCAGUUCGUAGCACAAGUUCAUUCAUGUUGUAGUACCGUGUGAUCACCAGAGCGUUCAUACAAAUUCAGAUCGUUGUAGCUUCGUGCAUGUCGUAAAGUGUGUACUACAGUACAUGUGUUCGUGUUGAAUAAUUAUAAGACGUACAACAA